Messenger RNA from Enterobius vermicularis (human pinworm), 1881 nucleotides. The record is from the annotation of a GenBank genome assembly. Lineage: Eukaryota; Metazoa; Nematoda; Chromadorea; Rhabditida; Oxyuridae.
AUGUCAGAUAACAAUUUUUCACGGCGAGGAUUAAAUCCGAAUGCUCAGGCAUUUGUUCCAAAUCCUGGAGCUCGGCCAUUUGUUCCAGGACAGCCAUAUAUGUACAGUGGUCCUCCAUCGAUGUGUGGCCAACGUAUGCCAAUGUUCCCUGUAUACCAACAAAUGCCACCAAUGUUUCCUCCCCAAGUGAUGCUCAAUACCGCCCGUAUGCAUUAUAUGCAGCAACAGCAGUAUCGUCCUCCUCCAACACAGCAGCCGUUUAGCGAUCAGCAACAACCAGCCGAAGCUUGGGAUGAUGAGUUUCCAGAUAGCGAACCUCAAGAAUUAGGGUUAGAAGAGCCACGAGCAGCUGGAGAUAUAAAUAUUCCAACGAGGCCAGAACAAGAAGUUGAAUCGUCUGAAAAAGUAGAUGAAGAGAAGGAAGCGGUGGUUGAAUCCAAUAAUGAGGAAAAUUUCAAUGGUCUUGCUGCUAGGGAAGUCGGUGCAGGCGAUGAUAAAGCAGUUUUGGGACCCGAAUCGACGGAGAAAUUAGAAGAAGACGAAGUUGCUAGUUUAGCAACAAAGUUUAAGCGCUCUACCUUUGUCGACGAUGGAAGUCGGAAAGAGCAUAUUAUAAUUGUCUUCAUUGGCCAUGUGGAUGCAGGAAAGUCUACAAUAGGCGGACAUAUUAUGUACUUGACAGGGAUGGUUGAUAAGAGGACUCUUGAAAAGUACGAAAAGGAGGCAAAGGAUAAAGGACGAGAGUCUUGGUAUCUUUCUUGGGCUCUUGAUACAAAUGACGAAGAAAGAGAAAAAGGCAAAACAGUUGAGUGCGGAAGAGCUUAUUUUGAAACGGAACAUAAGCAUUUUACUAUUUUAGAUGCUCCAGGGCAUAAAUCCUUCGUGCCCAACAUGAUCAGUGGCGCAACUCAAGCAGAUCUCGCAGUUCUAGUAAUAAGUGCGCGGAAAGGAGAGUUUGAAACUGGAUUUGAUCGUGGUGGGCAAACUUGUGAACAUGCAAUGUUAGUGAAAACUGCAGGAGUGAAGCAUUUAGUUAUUCUUGUUAACAAAAUGGAUGACCCAACUGUCAACUGGGACGAAGAAAGGUUCAAAGAAAUUCAAAGUAAACUAACUCCUUUCUUGCGUAGAUGUGGCUUUAACCCAAAAUCUGACAUGUAUUAUAUACCAGUCUCCGGUCUCACCGGGGCUUUUAUAAAAGAACGCCCUUCAGCAGAGUUUGGUUCCUGGUACACAGGCCCUUGUCUUCUGGAUUAUCUGGACACCAUGCUCCCUCCCAUGAGCCGAACUUACGAUGGUCCUGUGCGCACCGUCAUUGCCGAUAAGUAUAGCGACAUGGGUACUAUAGUCAUCGGCAAAAUGGAGUCUGGUGUGAUUGGGAAAGGUGACACUGUCGUUGUUAUGCCAAACAGGACUAUUGUACAAGUCAUACAAUUGUGGUCUGAUGAAGAAGAAACUGAUAAAGUUAUUUCUGGUGAUAAUGUGAAGUUAAAGCUCAAAGGUAUUGAAGACGUCGACAUUUUAGCCGGGUUUGUACUUUGUUCCCCUGAGUCAUUGUGCCACGUCGGGAGGAUAUUUGAUGCUGAGGUACUUAUACUAGAACAUAAAUCAAUUAUUGCUUCCGGUUAUUCGUGUGUUUUGCACAUCCAGGCCGCUAUAGAAGAAGUUACUGUGCAGAGAGUUAUUUGUACCAUCGACAAAAAAAGUGGUGCGAAAGUUAAAGCACGGUUUGUAAAACAAGAUGAAAAGUGCAUUAUGCGUUUGGAGAGCGCUGAACCUUUUUGCCUGGAAGUUUUCAAAGACUUUCCUCAGAUGGGAAGAUUUAUGCUACGUGAUGAGGGUAAAACAAUUGCUAUUGGUAAAGUAGUUAAGAUCGUUGAGUGA